AAUGUCAAAAUUUCACACCUUCAAGCAAUAUAACAAAGGGAUUUAACAUUUUCUGACAAUAAUCCAAGUUUCAGAUUAAGAUGUGAUUAAUUAAGUUGAGAUACAUAUCAAAUCAAAAAUUUUAUGCAAUUUAGAAACAUAAAGAGCAAUAAAAAAAUGAAUCAGUAAUCUGUUGUCAAUAAAAAUUGGAAUUGAGCCAACGACUUAAAUAACUCAGUGAUUAUUUUCUUUCAUUGGAAGUAAGAAGUUCGAGUCGCAUGAUAUGCGGGUAGAAUGAGAUAAGGGAUGAGAGAUAGUUGUCUCUAAUUUUGCAACCAAGAUAAAAAAAUAAAAUAAAAAAAUAAAAAUAAACAGUACAACUAUAUUCUGGAUAAGAUGCAGCGAAAACUCUCAAACUGGAAAUGUGCUACACUGAGCUUGGCAGGCAGGAAGGUUUUAAUUCAAUCUGUGACAGCUUUUAUCCCAGCCUAUACAAUGCAAACAACUUUGCUUCCAAAGACAAUUUGUGAUGCGAUUGACCGUUUGAACAGGGAUUUUCUUUGGGGAUCAGUUUCUGGUGUCCGUAAGCCACAUUUGGUUAGUUGGGAUAUCAUCUACUCUGAGAGGAAGUAUGGUGGGCUUGGAUUGCGAUCUGCGUGGGAUAAUAAUCAGGCUUUUGUUACCAAGCUUGGCUGGCGUUUAUUCAAGGGUGAUAAGGCACUAUGGUGUAGAGUGAUGCAAACGAAGUACCUUUGCGGUCGUAACCUCCUGCAUGCCAGGGCUCAACCUAAUUCUUCUUUCAUAUGGCGAGGGAUCCUACGUUGUGGAUCAAUUUUGCAGCAGGGCAUCCGCUGGAGGAUUGGUACUGGUGAGGGUGUGAAAUUUUGGUCUGAUAACUGGGGGGGCAAUGUUCCUCUUAUUAAUACUAUGGAUGUGAGUCCUUCUGAUCCCUUGCUGCUAGUGGCAGAUGUUAUCAGUCCCGAUGGCACAUGGGAUCUCGAUAGCUCAAUGGAUGGAUCCUUCACAGUAAAGGCAGCAUAUCAACUCAUCCAAGAGCAAAAACACUCGAGUGAUGCCCCAAGAGAUUCAUGGCUAUGGAUUUGGAAGCUGCAAUGUGCAGAACGAAUUCGGAUGUUUGUUUGGCUCUUGGCGAGAGGGAGGGUCCUUACAAACUCUGUCCGCUUUACUCGCCAUAUGACUGCUUCUCCUACUUGCCCCAGGUCUGCUUUCUUUACAUUGGAAAUUAAUCCAUGGAUCAAGACGUUCUCAACUCCAUUCCGACAGAAUAUGCAUGCUGGUGCGCAUAAAUACAGACCGCAGGACCUAUGUGCUAAGAUUCUUCAGCAGACGCAGUAUUCCAUGAUUGCAAUGAGUCCAGAAUCAUCGAUUCGGUCACAACAACCACGAUGGAUUAGUUGGAUUCCACCAGAGGCGGGAUGGGUUAAAUUAAACUCUGAUGGGUCUUACAACGCUGCUGACAACUCUGCUGGAGCGGGGGGUUGGAUUAGAAAUAGCCUUGGCGAUUGGAUCUCAGGAUUCUCAGUGAAUGUGGGUGCUACUACUAUUUUUAUUGCAGAGCUUUGGGGCCUUAGGGAAGGGCUCCGAUUAUGUCACUCUCUCGGUUUGUCUCGGGUAGUUGCUGAAAUGGAUUCACUGAUGGCUGUUCGAUUCAUUCUUGAGAAUAGGAAGCCAGACAACCUGUCUGCCGCCAUUUUAUUGGAUAUUAAGGAUCUGAUGCUGAAGUUUGAGGCUUGUUUACUGCAACAUACUUUGAGGGAAGGGAAUGCUGCUGCCGACUUCCUAGCUUCCUUGGGACACUCUUCACCACCAGGUUUGAGAAUUUGGGAUUCUCCGCCCAGUGGAGUCAGGCUCAUCCUUACAGGGGAUCAACUGGGGGCAUGCUUCCUCCGCUUUUAAUUUAUCUUUAGUUCUGUUUCAUUUUCGCUGAUGUACCAAAAAACUAAGGGAUCAUUAAAUGAUCUAAUACCUGAGUAAAAGAAAUAGCUGACAGAAGGAUUUGUUUUCGUUGGCAAAUGUGUUUUUAAAGAAGUGUGGUGAUAUAAGGAUAAUUUUUUAUAAUUUUUAUAUAUUAUUUAAUAAGUGAAUACAUUCAAU
Molecule: messenger RNA, 2094 nt
Organism: Rubroshorea leprosula
Lineage: Eukaryota; Viridiplantae; Streptophyta; Magnoliopsida; Malvales; Dipterocarpaceae
Source: the annotation of a GenBank genome assembly